AAUCGGCCUACAUAGAAAACGCCAAUGUAUAGAAGUGAAAAGAAAGACCCUGCGUCUCGCUAACGCUUAUAGGCUUUUAAGUUAAGAAUAAAUUUAUUGUACAUUGAUUUAUUAUUAUAGAUAAAUAUUAGGAAAUGCACUGAACAACAAGAAAUCUACAAUAUGUCUACAGGAAGUGAGAUGGACAAAACUGUGAAUGUAAAUAGAAUAAAAAUUGAGCCUCUCAUUAAACAAGAGGUUGAGGAGAUUGAAGAAGCAACUUUGCCAAUAGAAUACACUAACAUAAAAAUAGAACAAGAUGAUGAAGUGGUGGACCAAAUCAAGACAGAGCCCAGUGUGAGCAAACAGAAUCUUGAGGAUUCCACCGAUCAUAGUAAUGAAGCAGCUUCGCCAACAGAAAAUAUUAAAAUAAAAUUAGAACAGUCAGAUGAUGAUGCACUGUCUGACCGCCUCAAUACAGAGUACAGUGUGAGGAAACAGAAUAUUGAGGAUACCACUGAUAAUAGUAAUGAUGUAACACUUGAUGUGAAACAGGAACAAGACGAAUGCAUCGAUUUCAAGACUCGUAAGGAAAGCAAUGAUAAAAAAAAAUCGUGUGAAUUAAUGUCACAUGUUGAAGAAACACAGACUGAGGAGAAUUGUUAUUCUUGUAAUGUCUGCGAUGUAACACUUGAUGUGAAACAGGAACAAGACGAAUGCAUCGAUUUCAAGACUCGUAAGGAGAGCAAUGAUAAAAAAAAAUCGUGUGAAUUAAUGUCACAUGUUGAAGAAACACAGACUGAGGAGAAUUGUUAUUCUUGUAAUGUCUGCGGUGAGACAUUUGAUGAAUUUAGUGCUUUAAUGGCACAUAAAGGAGUAAAGCUUUAUUUAUGUAUUAUUUGUGGUAAAAACUUCGGUUCAAAUAGUCAUUUAAGAAAUCAUAUUAAAAUACAUACAGGAGAGAAAAAUUUCUCUUGUGUUGUAUGUGGUAAACGAUUCAUUACAAAUAGCGCUUUAAAAAAACAUCUCCCGGUGCACACAGGAGAAAAACCAUAUUCAUGUAACGUAUGUGGUAUUGGUUUCGGUCAUAGUAGUACCCUAAAGGCGCAUAGUUUAACUCACACCGGAAUAAAACCGUAUUCUUGUAAUGUUUGUUCUAAGGCCUUCCGUUUAAAAAGCGGUUUACAGACGCAUAGUUUAGUACACACAGGUGAAAAACGUUAUUCAUGUGAUGUUUGUGGUAGAAAGUUUAGUCAAAGUAGUAACUUAAACAAACAUAGUUUAACUCACACUGGAAUAAAACCGCAUUCUUGUAAUAUUUGUUCUAUGUCUUUCCGUUUUAAGAGUGCAUUAAAGGCACAUAGUUUAGGACACACACAGGAAAUGAAAACAAAACGAGAAAGAAAAAUGUCCAUGUGAUGUUCGCGGUAAAAGGUUCAGUUAUAAUACACCUUAACUAUACAAUGUGUUAUUAAAACACGCAAAGUGAAGUUAUUCUAAGAUUUAAAUUUUUGGUUUAUCUUUAUUUAUUUACUACAGAUUUACAUGACAGGGAGAAGUAAUUUUAAACUUGGAGUCACUUACGCUGCGUUUAUUAUAUAUAGUUUAACUUAAACUGGAAUAGAACCUAAUUCUUGUAAUAUUUGUUUUAAAGUCUUCCGUUUUAAAAGUAGUUUAAAAGCACUUAGUUUAGUUCACACGAAAGAAACGAUAUGUUUUAUUGAUUUGAUUGAAGUCUUUGACUGGAUCAGUUUCUUCCCUGUUUCAAGUGUCAUGGCGAGGCGAACUCCUACGCUUUCAUGUUUAUUAUGCUUUUAAUUAUUAUUGUUCUGUAUUAAGUAAGUAAUUACCAAUAGAUAACAAAUUAAGUAUUUAUAAGAUUAGUAUAUUAGUUUAGUGAUGAGCAAACAUUUAAUGUGAAUAUCGACACAGCAGUGUAUUUAAGUGAACGUUUAAAAAUAAUGAUGAUUCAAUGAAAUAGAAUUAGGUUUUCUUUUAAUGGCUCAGCAAGAGUAUUAAGAAGUUACGUUUAAUAAAUAAAAGAACCUUUAUUGUUGUUUUACAAUAAGUUGCAAUUAAUAUACAUUUGUGACUGACAAUCGGUUUUUCCAACAAUAGCUUGGCCUUCGACAAGGGCCUCUCUUCCAAUAACUUCUACCUAUCUCUGUCUCUUGCAAGUGUAAUCCAUUCUGGACCGGCAACUCUUGAGGUCAUCCUCCCCACGCCUCACUGGUCUCACCCUUUAUUUUGUUUGUCAUCCCUGGCGUACCAUUCCGAUAUUAUUUUAGUCCAUACUUUAUUCACAUGUUUGAAUUUCAUUAAAUAUAUAUUAAUUUAGUUUAAACUUAUUUUAUCUUUGUUUUUGUCUCCGAUCAUAUUUUAGUUUGUGCGUUUACAAUUUAAAAAAAACCGCAUGUCGUAUUACCGCUCUUCGACAACACUUCCCUUAAAGCUUAGAAUACCGAAUAGUAUACCUAAUACUGGGUCUCAAAAUUUCGAGCGAUUUCCAAUUCCGCUGUCAUCUGGAAGGCAAAGCCACAUUGGCUUUCAAGAAGUUGGGCGUCAUAAAUAGAGCACGGCAAUAUUUCAAGCUAGCCCACUGCAGAGUGCAGGUCUGACCUCAUUUUGAGUAUUGCUGUGAUCUCUGGUCAGGCGCACCUCAGUAUCAGUUAGGACCAUUUGACCGCGUGCAACGCAGUGCUACUCGAAUUGUGGGGGACCCAGUGCUCUGUAAACGGCCGCAGCUCGAUCAUCUGGCGUUGCGGAAAGACGUCGCUUCAUUUUGUGUCUUCUACCGCUUUUGUAAUCGGGGGUGCUCCGAAAAGCGGUUUCACCUGAUUCCUGCCGCCGAAUUCCACCUUCGCACACUUCUUCCUCCACAGCGCGGUUUUCAAGGAACAUUCUCCCACGCUUAACCAAGCUGUGGAAUGAGCUUCCUUGUGAGAUAUUUCUAGAACGAUACGCUCAAAAGAAGUGUGUACACUUUUUUUUGGCAAAGGCCGGCAACACUCCUGUGAUUCCUCUAAUGUUGCAAGAGAAUGUGGGCAGCGUAGAUCACUAAACAUUACAUGACCCGUAACGCUCGUUUGUCCUCCUCUUCCAUAAAAAAAGCUGUAUUUUUUCUGUUUGAUGACAUAAGAGGUAGGUUUCUCUGCGGUAAUCUAAAUGUUACUGAAUAUCGUUCCCAAUUGAAAGUGCAUAGCGAAGAGAAGCUUGUUGAUUUUCCUAUUCGAUUAUGGGCAUGCAUGAUAUCGACGAAGAUCGUAUAGAUAUUUUUCUUGAUGACAAAUUAACACACCUUUAAAUGAAGAGACAAGCAAAAUCGCUAUAUAUAUAGCUGUUUCUAUCACACGAUAAUAACUGUUCAUUAUAUCAGACUUUAAUGACAGGGGAGAAAGAAAACUUUUUGUUCUCUCUAAUAAAACCUAACGACUGAGGUGGAGUAUCAUAUCUCUGAGAAGCACUAAUUAAACUAAUUCUUAGUCUGUGACACGUGUUUCUAAAUUAACAAAAGUAAUGAGUAGUUUGUUAUUUAUAACGAAGUGGUAUCCCUCAUUUCUAGGAUUAAUUCUUAAAUUAAUUCAUUAAUAAUUAUACAAAUGAAAUUUGUAACCAAAAUGUAUGAGGAUUCGGUUACAAAUUUAUUUUGUAUUAUUAAUCCCAGAAGAUACUUUAAAAUAACAAAUUGUUUAAAUUUGAAAGAGUGAGAUCCCGAGUCAAUUUCUUAAAAUGCAAUUAUUGGAGUUGAGCAGGUUAUCAAAUGUAAAGUAGAUCCUGUAGAUGAAGCGACAACCUGAGAGUUAAACAAGACAUACCAAGAUUUACGAACCAUGCGUUACUCGAACGGUUUGCUCAGUUAGAGCGCUCGGACGGAACUCGAGAGGUUGCGGGUUCGAGUCCCGCAUCGUCAUAAGUUUUGCUUAUAAACUUAAUUUAUAUAAAAGUAAUGUAUUUAAUAGAUUGAUCAAAUUUGUCGCUGAUUCUGAUGAUUGUUUCUACUAUUUAUCAUUUCAAACGCUCCAGAGCAUUAAAAAAUGUAUAUUUGUUCAUUAAGAGUAUUGUGAAAUUUUACGUUGAUUGUAUUAUUCCAGAAUAAGUAAAUAAAUAUAAAUAUUCAUUAAA
Messenger RNA from Leptidea sinapis, 4101 nucleotides. RefSeq names its product zinc finger protein OZF-like. NCBI's taxonomy places the organism in Eukaryota, Metazoa, Arthropoda, Insecta, Lepidoptera, Pieridae. The transcript is spliced from 6 exons. Gene Ontology annotation, molecular function: DNA-binding transcription factor activity, RNA polymerase II-specific; RNA polymerase II cis-regulatory region sequence-specific DNA binding. The record is from RefSeq and is a predicted model, not a curated record. The coding region runs from base 163 to 1398 and encodes 411 amino acids. Gene Ontology annotation, biological process: regulation of transcription by RNA polymerase II.